AUGGUAGGUGAUAAUGGCAAAAUUGACCUUAAAAAUACAUUAAAUAUAGGUGAAUCUAAGAUUUUUGAAUGUAGAGAAUCCAAAUCCGAAUUUAUAAUUGAAAUUGUUGGAAAAUAUACACAAGAACUAAGAGCACUUGGGCUGAGAAUUUUGGAUCUAAUUUCUGAAGGGUUGGGAUUAGGCCCAAAUUACUUUUCUGGAGAACUAAGUGAAAAUCCAGUAGUGAUAUCUCACCACUACCCUCCUUGCCCAGAACCAAGUUUAACAUUAGGAGCAUCAAAACAUAAAGAUCCAAACAUUCUAACCAUACUUUUUCAAGAACGAAAUAUCACUGCACUCCAUGUCUUGAAAGAUGGGGCAUGGAUUCCUGUUGAGCCAAUUCCUAAUGCCUUUGUAGUUAACAUGGGCCGGGGUUUAUGCUUCAGGCUGAUAGGUGCUGAACAUCGAGUUAUAACAAAUGCAAGCCCUAGUCGGCACACUAUUGCCUAUUUCAUUAAUCCAAGUAAGAAGCCAUUAUAUUAUAGGACCUGCUAG
This is a messenger RNA of Trifolium pratense (red clover), 534 nucleotides long. RefSeq names its product hyoscyamine 6-dioxygenase-like. The coding region runs from base 1 to 534 and encodes 177 amino acids. The transcript has 3 exons. The record is from RefSeq and is a predicted model, not a curated record. NCBI's taxonomy places the organism in Eukaryota, Viridiplantae, Streptophyta, Magnoliopsida, Fabales, Fabaceae.